GCCAGGAAAAAGAAGAUGGGUGCUGGAAGAAGCAGUUCAGGAGUAAUACCUGUCAGCAGCAGCGCUAUCAGAGGGUAUGCCGAUGACCUCGAUUUUAAUUUAGAAGAUGCACUGGAUGAUGGCCUUUCAACAAAGAGGCCUACUCACAAGCCGCCUAAAACUCCUUCUGGUGGAACAGGUGACUUCGACUUGACCGAUUCCUUUGAUACCCCACCAGAGAAAACAACAAAACCAGCAAAGGCAACCACCGGGCCUUAUCCAAGAAAACCAGAUGAUGGCCGCUGGAAUGUACUGCACACCACUACCACCAAACAGCCUAAAACCACCAAGCCCCCUCCCAAGAAGACCCCAGCAAAAGAUCCAAUGGACCUUGACUUAUAUGAUGCCUUGGAUGAUCAAAAUGAUGGAAGAGGAGGUGGAACGCCAAAUGUAAAUCCUGGUGGCAGAGGCUCGAAAGGUAGAGGUGGAAGAGAUGGAAAACCUGAUAUUUCAGACUCUGACUUGGCUGAUAUCCUUGAUGAUGGCGCCUACCAACCAGAUAAAAAGAAAGGAGGAGGUAGUGUCAGUGGUGGCGGAGACAGCAGUUACAACGAUGGUGCCCUUGUGGAGACAGGGACAAUUGCUGGCAUUGUCAGUGGCCUCGCCAUGGCCCUCAUCGGUGCUGUGAGUAGCUACAUCUCCUACCAGCAAAAGAAGUUCUGCUUCAGCAUACAACAGGGCCUGAAUGCAGAGUAUGUGAAAGGAGAAAACAUGGAAGCUGUUGUGACUGAAGAACCUCAAGUUAAGUAUUCUGUCCUAGAACCACAAUCUGCGGAAGCACCUCCACCGCAAGAAAAUGCAAAAGUCUGAAUCCCGGGUUUGGGCUGGAAAAGAAUCAGGCAAUGGCAAACACAAAACAAAAUACAAACACACACACACACGCUUCUCACGUGCUUGUAAUUUAGCUUUUUACAAACAUUUUAUUUGGAUCCAAAGCUAUUUAAUGUGCGUUCUUCUGACUAGGACAGGCUUCUUAUUGUGGUAGAUGGUAGGCUGGUUGAAAUGUUUUUCAGGUUUUAUUUUAUGUGAAGAGUUGUAGGUUUACAUUGACAUGGUCAUGUAGGAGUUUUGUCAGGUUGAAUACAAAAUGCAAAGGUGCUUCAGAGUGGUGUUUCAUAGUAGAGGUAGAGAUUUUUCAUGAAUGAGGACAAAAAAAGCAGCUGAGGUAGUGACUACAGGUGUGAGAACAAAUGAAGUGCCUGUAAAUGUAACAAUCCAAAGCAAACCAUUUUUAAAACCUUUGUAACAUGACUUUCAGCCAAAUUUUGGCUCUUGGCAUAAGCAUGUAGCUUCCACUAUCAACAGUGAAAGUUACAUGGGUGCUGGACGGUGGAGUUAGCCCUUUUGAGUAGCUAGACUUCAAGAUAUGCAAGUGCCUAUAGAGGGGUAGGUCUUCGUUUGACAGAGACAGCAAGUGACCAUUCCCCACAUGCAACUGGGCUUCACUACAGCUAUAAACCACCUGGUUUUUGCUACCAGAACCCUAUGCAGGUAAUAGUUGUGCAUGCAGUGUUUCCUGUUAAAAACCCUGGAGAUGUUUCAUAAGAUUAGAAUUGACCCCCUACUUAACUGUGAUAAACUCUCGGGCCGGCUACAGAAAGAAAAGCUAUUUCCACCCUGCACAGUUUUGGACCAACAGCCUAAGGUUGCAGAUUGGAUUAUCUGUUGCUCCAGGUUUUAAAGCAUGCUGCAGUGCUUGGAUUUCAGGGACUGCAAGCCCAGCUUAAACUGGUUUGCUGCACUAGGCCAUCUGAGAGGCAAUAUUCCUCAGAUCUCUCACACUUUUGCUGAAGGAUGCUGUGGACAAUUUUAAUGUUAUUGGUCUUUUCUUUACUGCCGAUCACACUCCUCUAGUCAUACGAAUCCACCGCUCAAGUGUGGCAUAGAUAGUGUUUCUCAACUGAUGAUGCAUGUAGUAGACCACAUGCACUGUAAUCAUACCAAGGGAAAUUAAUCCCAUCAGUAAUGGCAUUUGAAAAUUUAUAUUCUUUUGUGUUUUCCAGUUAAGAGUAGUAGUAGCAUCUCCUGCUCAACAGCAGCAUUAUAAUUUUUCACCACUAAUGGAUUUAUUAUUUCUAACAAGUUAACUCCAGUUUUUAAAUUUUUGUUAAAACAUAGCAUCAGUAUUUAUAUAGGGAAUAUUCCAUGGAGGAUCAUAUAAAUUUGCCCUCUUCUAAUUUGGACUAGUAGAAUUCACAUACAGUUUCCCCCACAAGCUGAGCUAACUAUCCAGAGAAAGCCAAUACUCAAAACCAGUGGUGUGCAUAUGAUCACUUCCCCCAGCAUUUUUUUUUGGCCAAUUUCAGGCACCUUUAGACCUGGGACGGGGGACACAUAUUUUGCCACCAGCCCUGCCAAAAUUCUCUGGUCUAGACAAUACAGUUUCAGUUGGGGGGGGGGGGCUCUCUGACAUCUGAAUGUCUUGAUGAAUGUUCACACCCAGUAGUUUCUCCUGACACCGUCCAUCAACACACAGUAAAGAAACUGGAUGUUUCCAACAUGAAUGUGAUACAAUAAUUAAUAUUUAGGGAUGACAUUGCUCAGUGACUGAUACAAACCCAAUCUGUGCCAUUUAUUCCUUGCUAUAUUUUCUGAAGUGGAUGCCCAACCUGGGAGAUCCUGGUAGUUCUUUCUAUGUAGGAUAUCAUUAGGAGGAAUCUUAAACUGAGCCACAUUAUUGGUAGUACAGACUUUCAACAGGAGUGCUUCAGCACUUGAGAGAGAGGUCUUUCCCAGCCCUGCUCCAGAUCAUUGACUAGUGAUACUGUGAGCCUGGAGUUCUAACACUACAAAUCACAAAGUAUGCCAUCGAACCAAGGAGUAACGGAGAUUGCAAUCUGGGCUAUGGUUUUAUUUUUGGGGUACAUUAAUAAUGGCCCUGCAUUUCAAAACUACUGUAUAGCAAGGUGUACACUUUCAUAUCUUGUGAGGAAGUAGUGAUGUUAGGGAACCAUCUGGAAUGGCGUUGGAAGUGUAUGCAUCGCCUUAAGUGUUGACAUAUCCUAUCCACAGUAUGUGUUAUGAGGCAGUGGGGAAAAACGUGCAGAUAAAAUAAAUCUCCAGAACUUGGUUUCAUAGGGAGUCUUACUUAUAGGUGUUUGUGCAGGGAUCUGGGAAUAUUACUGUCCUAUUCAUGUAGAAAUAGCCUUCUGCUUCAAGUGCAGAAGUUACUGUAGAUCUGUGCCUCACCAAAAGCAGUGGAUGAAAAUCUUAAUAAAAGCUGCCCAUGGUUAAAGCCAGCCUGAGGGUUAGGAGUAUAACUAGGUGGAGACAUUUUACUCUGGGAUCCUAGUGAUUUCCGUGGAGCUUGCCUCCAUGUGAAGCUUAAAACUUUAGCCUAGAUGUUUGAUGACACCUGCGCAAAUUCCUUCUGCUCUGUUUUUGUUUCAUAACACGCAUUUCAAAAGCCUUACAGUAGCUUGACAGAAAUGCCUAUCUUUUUGAAUGUAUUUAGCUCUCAUAAUGCCACAAUAGGCUCUUUCUGUGUGAGUUCUCAUUUUACUUGUGGCUUCUAUGGGAUUAAAACAGGGGGGAAAUAAUUAAAGAAGGAAUGUGGCGUACUUGCUUAUUGUAGGGUGCUUUAUACCUUACAGCCACUAGGAAAGAGGCCACUAGAAUUGACUUCUGUAUCAUGGUACUCUGUGGCAAUACUCCCUGGUGGGACAACCUUCACCAGAAUAGGUCAAACCAUCCAAAGAACAGCCUCCUUGAGCAUCACCUCCAAAAGUGAUCUGACUGCUUUCCAUAUUUGAGCUUGCCUUUAGAUACUGAAAAAGUACAUUUUUUAGGAAGGCUGUGGUUUGCAAAAUUUGCAGAGCACAAAUAAGUCCAACGCUGACAAUACCAAGCAGCUGAAUUUACAUAUUGACAUACUUCAAACUACUGUAGCAUAUCUUUCUAAAUUUUUUUUAGCUAAGUACAUUAACAAUUAGAGUAGCAGAAGUAGUGCAUCUUUAGAUAAAUAAUAAAUGUUACUUCUAUGACACUAGUAUUUGCACUAGGAGUCAUUUUCUCAGAUAGAUGAAGUAAAUAUAAUUCCUUAUUUCUUUUUGCCAAUGAUGGGAAAUGUUUCUGUAAAUGUAACUUGUCAAUUUUGUUGUAUUUCUAUUUCUACUGCGGUGUCCUGCCACUGAUCUGACUCUUGAAAUACAGUGCAUCUGAGUGAGUGUUUUAAAAAUAACCCACUAACCACUUAGACAUUUGAAAUGUGUAUGUAUUGCAGAUUUUUUGUAAACAAAACAAAACAAAAAACAAAAAAACCAAUAAGUUUCAUGAAGAAAAAUACCAGGUUUUCAUGAUGUGCAAGUAGAUUAUUAUCCUUUGUGCUACUUCCUUCCCCAAAGCCUUUUUAUAUGAAUUUGGUAAAUGGCUAUGCCCUAAUAUAGGUAGAAUGUAAAAUUCAGAGUAUAGAAAUAAACAGCAAAAGGGAGGUACUGGUUUAGAAUUCUGCAGCAGUACACUUCUGCAUCAGGUACAUGGGGUGAUAAGUUACUAGUUUCUGCAGUAGUCCUUUCAAAAAGGGUUAACUAUAUCCUCAGAGACCCACUUCUGCCUCCCCAAAUGAUGGCUUAUAAAAGCAUUCUCUGUUCAGAGGUUUAAUUCUUUUUUCUCUAGUUGCCUGGUCCAGUUUAGCACUAAAGGUACCUGUCACCCCAACUAUUGCUGCUAAUGGAGUCCUGGUGGCGCAGUAGUUAAAUGGCACAACGUUGUAAGUUCGAUCCUGGAGGGCUCCAAGGCUGACUCAGCUUUCCAUCCUUUUGUAGGUCAGUAAAAUGAAUACCAAGCUUGUUGGGGGUAAUUGGCUUACAGAUUGUAAACCGCUUAGGGAGUGCUAGUUCACUGGAAAGCGGUAAAUGUACUUGCUAUAUUGCUACUGCUAAUCCCAGGAGUGGACAGACUCCCACUUAAUAUUAUAUUAUAGAGCCCAGUACUAAAUACUGACUCAGACUUGCUUUGAGAAUUAAGGGGUGGUCAGCCUGGGAAUUUGUAAUCAGUAACCAGAACCAAAACUAACAAGCCAUUUCACAAUUUCUGGCUUUCCCACCCAUUCCUCUUCUUUUUUUGGCGGGGACUGGUGGAGGCGGCUUCUAAGACAACUUGCCAGUUGUCUUAGAAGCCACUACUACCAGCCCCCCCCCCCUGCAAAAAUUGACCCAGAAAUCAAUUAGUAAAUCCUGAUAUGCAAAGCCAGAGGUGAAAGAAUGUAGGAAAAUGGUAACUGCAUAAUGGGACUUGUCAGGCGAUCACUCUGCAAACAUGCCCAAUGACUUCAGAAAUGUCUGCUGCUGAGAAAGGUUCAGGAAAUGGGGGAGAGGGGGUAUUUUUUUCAACCUGUUGCUGCCCCUCUUAAUGUAGUGAAGCCAGGAAUUGAACCUGGGACCUUCUGCAUGCAAAGCAUGUGCAUUACCACUGAACAGUGACCUGUCCCCACUGGGACCUCCUUUCCUUUGUCUGUACACACAACCAACACCACAUUUGGCUUUUCCUGCCUGAUUGUUCUGUAGCAGCGCCAACUGUAUAGUACUACACCUCCAGGUGGGAUCCAUUUCUGCUUUUCUACUCUGUUUUUUUAUAUUCAUAAUUAAAACUGUGUGCUGAAAUGCCAUAUAAAUAAGCUCCACCAGAUGUUCCAGAAUAGGUCAAGUGACAAUGCAUUAAAGUCUUCCAUCAGGCCAAAGAUGUAUAUAUGACCCUUCUUGUGCCCUGAAUUUAUACACCACACACAUUCUUGCAACUAGAGAAAAGAAGAUGGCUAAUUCUGUAUCUUGCAAAAUUAUGAGAAUACUGUUACCUUGCUUACGAGUUGGCUUGGUUUAUUUUUUAGGCACAACAUCUUAAGGCAUGGCAUCAACAGUCACCUUCUCUACAGCUAACAGCAAAUAGCCCUUCUCAUCAUAUAUUAUCAUUGCCAAUAGACUAUUUGCUGCUGUGUGAAUUGGUGCUCAUCUGAGAUAAGUGCAUAACUUUACUAACAAAAAAGAGAAUUAAAGCAAACAGAUGAGAGAAAAAUGCAGGAGAAACCAGAUGAAAAGAGUAGAUUGUGUCUAAAAGAUGCCAAGCUUUUAUUUGAGCAAUAUAUAUACAGACCUUUGACUGAUACAGAAAUGAUUUGUCCCAGAUGGAAAAGCUAGCAUUAUGUUAUGAAAAGGCAGACUCAUUUUACUAAAGUGCAUAUAAGAAUUAUGGGGGAGGGAUAUCCUCACUUGAUUGCCGAACUACAAACUGGAAAAUAAUAAAUGAGAGACUGACUUGUACAAUAA
This is a messenger RNA of Sceloporus undulatus (fence lizard), 6299 nucleotides long. It is a transcript of the gene CD99L2, whose product is annotated as CD99 molecule like 2. The coding region runs from base 16 to 849 and encodes 277 amino acids. NCBI's taxonomy places the organism in Eukaryota, Metazoa, Chordata, Lepidosauria, Squamata, Phrynosomatidae. The transcript is spliced from 12 exons. The record is from RefSeq and is a predicted model, not a curated record.